UUUGUAGCGUGUGAUCUCCUCCAACCACUUCCGUAUAAUCGGCCUACGUAUUCGCUGACCCUUGCAAAGAUGAAGUCUACAGUUUUAUCACUUUUGAUUCUUUUGGCAAUGAUCUCGAUCGUUUGGCCAGAGAUGACCUGUGCAGAACAGUGUGCAGAAAGUUAUUUGGACACAAUGCGACAACAUCCAGAAUAUACUUCAAUUCAGUUAAAAACUACAUCACUUAAAUGUAUUCAAGAUUGUCAUGAUGCAAUGAGAAAAUGAUUUUCUUUGGGAGCAUUGUCUCAUUUUAUCCAUACAGGUUACUGCCAAAUUAACAUUUACCAGUUAUGUACUAAUUCAUUUUUAAACAAUAAAUAAUCAAACCUCUU
This is a messenger RNA of Caenorhabditis elegans, 371 nucleotides long. RefSeq lists its product as uncharacterized. The record is from RefSeq and is marked reviewed. The coding region runs from base 70 to 264 and encodes 64 amino acids. Lineage: Eukaryota; Metazoa; Nematoda; Chromadorea; Rhabditida; Rhabditidae. The transcript is spliced from 2 exons.